Osmerus eperlanus (European smelt) is the source of this 2200-nucleotide messenger RNA. It is a transcript of the gene impdh2, whose product is annotated as IMP (inosine 5'-monophosphate) dehydrogenase 2. Gene Ontology annotation, molecular function: IMP dehydrogenase activity. Gene Ontology annotation, cellular component: cytoplasm. The record is from RefSeq and is a predicted model, not a curated record. Lineage: Eukaryota; Metazoa; Chordata; Actinopteri; Osmeriformes; Osmeridae. Gene Ontology annotation, biological process: GTP biosynthetic process. Bases 327 to 1943 code for a protein of 538 amino acids. The transcript is spliced from 15 exons.
UGCUGUAGGGAUCCGUGAUAGUCCUGCCUGGAAAAGACAGUAAGUAAGAACACGUGCAGCCGCCGAAAGACGCAACGUCUAGAAGGACAUGACAGCCCUAGAAGAUCAAGGCCGAACAUAAAAUAGGAAAGCUAACGCAUUUCUAUUAAACCAAAUGUCCGUGGAUUAGAUCCUGGGGUAAUUUGUAGGGAAAGAACUCUGGACAUCUAAACCUGUAACCGAUCUAAUUUAGUCAAGAAAAUAAAGUGAUCGGUGUCUGGCUAUCUGCCAUACGUUUGUACACACGGGACUAACUGCCAAGCUUGAACAGACUAACAUUGUUCAUUAUGGCGGACUACUUGAUCAGCGGGCAAACUGGGUAUGUCCCAGACGAUGGACUCUGUGGUAACCAACUAUUCAACUGCGGGGACGGCCUCACCUACAAUGACUUCCUGAUUCUGCCUGGGUACAUCGACUUUGCAUCAGACCAGGUGGACCUGACGUCAGCCCUGACCAAGCAAAUCACCAUGAAGACUCCCCUGGUUUCCUCUCCCAUGGACACGGUCACAGAGUCCAGCAUGGCCAUCGCGAUGGCACUAACAGGCGGUAUAGGGUUCAUUCACCACAACUGCACCCCAGAGUUCCAGGCCAACGAAGUACGCAAGGUCAAGAGGUACGAGCAGGGCUUCAUCACGGACCCGGUGGUGAUGAGCCCGUCUGAGCACGUGCGAGACGUGUUCCAGGCCAAGGCUCGCCACGGCUUCUGCGGCAUCCCAAUCACAGACAACGGGCAGAUGGGCGGCCGCCUCGUCGGCAUCAUCUCCUCCAGAGACAUCGACUUCCUGAAGGGGGAGGAGCAUGACCUUCCCCUCAGCCAGGUAAUGACCAAGCUGGAAGAUCUAGUGGUGGCCCCGGCCGGAGUGACACUGAAAGAGGCCAAUGAGAUCCUGCAGAGGAGUAAGAAAGGUAAGCUGCCCAUAGUGAACGAGGAGGGCUGCCUGGUGGCCAUCAUCGCGCGGACGGACCUGAAGAAGAACCGAGACUUCCCCCUGGCCUCCAAAGACUCCCGCAAACAGCUGCUCUGUGGCGCCGCCAUCGGAACGCACAACGACGACAAGUACCGCCUGGACCUGCUGGUGCAGAGCGGCGUGGACGUGGUUGUACUGGACUCCUCUCAGGGGAACUCCAUCUACCAGAUCAACAUGAUCAAGUACAUCAAGGAGAAAUUCCCCCAGAUCCAGGUCAUCGGAGGCAACGUGGUCACUGCAGCGCAGGCAAAGAACCUGAUUGACGCUGGCGUGGACGGCCUGAGGGUGGGCAUGGGCAGUGGCUCCAUCUGCAUCACUCAGGAAGCGCCCCUAAGUGUCCCUCCUGGUAUAAAGCUCCACAGCCCCAAAACCCCAACCACUGUUACGGGAUUCUCCAUGUUGGCGUGCGGCCGGCCCCAGGCCACGGCUGUGUACAAGGUGUCAGAGUACGCGCGGCGGUUCGGAGUGCCCGUCAUCGCCGACGGUGGGAUUCAAACCGUGGGUCACAUUGCCAAGGCACUGGCCCUUGGGGCCUCCACGGUGAUGAUGGGCUCCCUGCUGGCUGCCACAAGUGAGGCUCCUGGGGAGUACUUCUUCUCUGACGGCAUCCGGCUCAAGAAGUACCGAGGCAUGGGCUCCCUGGACGCCAUGGACAAGAACCUGGGCUCCCAGACACGAUACUUCAGUGAGUGUGACAAGAUCAAGGUAGCCCAGGGUGUGUCGGGGGCGGUGCAGGAUAAGGGCUCCAUCCACAAGUUCAUCCCCUACCUGAUCGCUGGCAUUCAGCAUUCCUGCCAGGACAUAGGGGCCAAAAGCCUGACCCAGCUCAGGGCUAUGAUGUACUCUGGAGAUCUGAAGUUUGAGAAGAGAACAACGUCUGCCCAGAUGGAGGGAGGGGUCCACAGCUUGCACAGCUACGAGAAGCGCCUGUUUUAAGGAUGAGCUUUGGGGUGUUUCAGACCCGUAUGCAAAACACACAGACGCGCGCACACACACACACAUACAUACCACCUGUCUUCCUGCCUGUUGUUCCCGAUGCUGAGGAAGGGAGAGCAGAGCCUGUCAGUGCUUCAGUAUUGGAUCGUGUUCCGGAGUGUUCUGUGGUGCCUUCAGUGUCCUUGUGAGCUGGUACCGUGUCCUGACUUCAACCCAGAGCUGUUGACGGUUUCAAAUAAAAACGUUUUUUUCCACAA